GGUAGCGAGAUGUCAAUAUUAACCAAUGAUUAGUGUUUCACUCGAUUUUUUCUGGUGUACCAACGUGCAUCAUGUCGAUCCGCCGCCUGCACACCGAAGCCCGCUAUAGCGAAGUGGUGAUCCACAACAACACAGUGUACCUCUCAGGGCAACUGGCAGACAACUUGGACGGUGACAUCCAUGCUCAGACCUCGGAAACCUUGGCAAGCAUCGAUGCAUUCCUCGCCGAUGCUGGCACGGACAAGGCGGCCCUCCUAUCGGCGACGAUCUACCUCAAGGACAUGGCAGAUUACGCGGCCAUGAACUCUGUGUGGGAUGCAUGGGUCAUUGCUGGCGCCGCGCCGGCUCGCGCCACAGUCCAAGCGCACUUAUACGAUCCCCGCGUACUUGUCGAGAUUUCUGUCGUCGCUGCCGCUCCUGGAAUCACGUCGGCCUAGCUUUGUAAACUUACGCACACAACCAAACCACAAUUUGUUCUGGAUAAGAUCACGAAUUGAAUUUCGGUGCACAAAUAUGUGACGACGUUGGCUAUUUCAGUUAAACAUUGUAACGAUUUACACCGGAUUGUGGGUUAUAGCUCCAA
Molecule: messenger RNA, 583 nt
Organism: Aphanomyces astaci
Lineage: Eukaryota; Oomycota; Saprolegniomycetes; Saprolegniales; Verrucalvaceae
Exons: 1
Coding region: 72-437 (121 amino acids)
Source: RefSeq, a predicted model, not a curated record